AUGAAAUUUACAACGAAAAAAGUUAUUUUAACAACCAUCACGGUGUGUUUUCUUCAGCUAGUUUCAGGCUUCCCCAUUGAAAAACGAGAUAGAAACAGCUCCAAAUUCUCUGAUACACUUAUAGCUGAUAUGUUUUUAUUUAUACAGCUUCUUGGAGGUUGUGCUUUAGGAGGAGGUGUAGGUUCUAUUGCUGGUGCUUUUGUUUGUGCAUUUACCUUCCUCGCCAUUCUUUGCAAUAUGAUGGUAACCAUACUCACUCUCGUAGAUAGAUUUGUUAACGACCCAAGUGGAUCAAGUGUAACCAUGAAUUUUUCAACAAUGUUGGACAGUACUGGUGUAGGAAAUAUUGAUAAAUUGAAAAACUAUCUAGGUGAAUACCUAGAUAUUAGUAUGCACGUAUCUUCCACAUAUAUGGGUGAAAUGAACAGUACCAAAGUUAAUUGUGUCUCAUUUGAACUAACUGAUUCAAAGUUGUUUCCAAAAUGUGUUGAUACAAAAAUAUGCAUUAGUGAAGCUGGGAGAAAGAAAGUAUUGCAUCAGAGUGGUCCACUCCCACUAAAAAUUGUUAAAACAUUAGCCACUAAAGCAGGAAGUUUUGGGAUAGCAACACCAAUAAAACACCCAAAGAUGUUUAUGAAAUCAUUAUUGAUGACAUUUAAAGAAGAUACAUCUGUGUUUUUGGAACAAUUUCAAGAAUUGUUCCAUAAGUUAAAGAGUCCUGAUUGGAGAGGGGAAAAUCAUCAAGGUCACGAAUUUAGUAUAGAGGAUAGUAGGGAUGGAAAUAAACUUUUAUUUUAUUUUGAAUUUACCUAG
This is a messenger RNA of Naumovozyma castellii, 813 nucleotides long. RefSeq lists its product as uncharacterized. Lineage: Eukaryota; Fungi; Ascomycota; Saccharomycetes; Saccharomycetales; Saccharomycetaceae. The record is from RefSeq and is a predicted model, not a curated record. Bases 1 to 813 code for a protein of 270 amino acids. The transcript has a single exon.